AUGGGAAGAGCUCCAUGCUGUGACAAAGCUAGUGUUAAGAAAGGUCCAUGGUCUCCUGAAGAAGAUGCAAAACUAAAGGAUUACAUAGAGAAAAAUGGAACUGGUGGAAACUGGAUUUCUCUCCCAAAAAAAGUUGGUUUGACAAGGUGUGGCAAAAGCUGUAGACUAAGAUGGCUUAAUUAUCUCAGACCAAACAUUAAGCAUGGUGAAUUUUCUGACUCAGAAGAUAAAGUAAUUUGCACCCUCUUUUCUAGCAUUGGAAGCAGGUGGUCAAUAAUAGCAUCUAAGCUGCAAGGAAGAACUGACAAUGAUGUGAAGAACUAUUGGAACACCAAGCUCAAGAAAAAGUUUCUGUCCAUGAAUCAGUCAGUGGAGAUGAAAUCUCAACAAGUUACCCUUUUAUCCAUUCUUCAAAACUCAACAAUAUCAUCUCCAUCAUCAUUAUCAUUCACAGGUUCCUUUUCCUACUCAUCAGCAGCAUCUUCAAGUCUUUUGAGUCGAAAUUCCUUUACUUCACCACAAGAAAGUUUCACUGGUCCCUCUCAGAGGGAUAGCAAAAGCCAGAUCAACCAUGUCAUAGAUCAAGAGCUUGUUGAAAAGUAUGAUAAUGAUAAUGAUGAUGAUGAUGUAACUUUUGUAGAGCAGAAUAUUGGUGAUAUCAAUUAUCUCUAUAAUGGUGGAAGUGUUAAUCAGUGGAUAGAGAAAGAAAAUGGAUUAUGGGGAGAAAAUCCAUUUGAUGAAAUUAAAGAGCUGAUAAGCAGUAAUAAUACUAGUAGAUGCAACAACUUUUUGUUUGAUUAG
Messenger RNA from Lathyrus sativus (Indian pea), 801 nucleotides. The record is from the annotation of a GenBank genome assembly. NCBI's taxonomy places the organism in Eukaryota, Viridiplantae, Streptophyta, Magnoliopsida, Fabales, Fabaceae.